GGCAAUGGGUCAGGUUUGGAUCUAUACCCGCGCCACCAUGAAAAAUCCACGCACCCAUCUCGAGUCGGAUCCGCCCCAUCAAAAUCCUUCAAACCCUAAAAAAAAAAAAUUCAUUCUUCUACAGAGAUUUAGCGCUCAAUCUCUUUCCCCGCAGAUCUCUCUCAGGUCCGCCACGGCCGAACCUCCGGAGCUCUCAAUCUCCGAGGAGGAGGAGACUUGCUCGGGCAUACCCCACCGCUGACCCCAAAAAAAACGUUAAAACAAAAAAAUUUUAAAAAAAUCAUUCUCUCUCGUUUCAACUGUAUCUGCUGAGCUCCCCAGGCUCCAUUAAUGGCGAUUCGAAAGAUUUGAAGGGUAUUCUAGGAGCGGCAGAGGAUACAUUCAAGUUAAUGGCGUGGAGAGUGUUAGGCAAAAAGAAUUAUCUGAAGUCAGGGCGUUUCUGACCUUAUCCUUGGGGCCUACUAAGGAACGAUGCUUUUGACCUUUUGGUGAUCUGAAAUAUUCUAGAGGGGCUAUGACUGAGGUUUCGACACUAGAAAGAAAUUUGGUUGCUUAGAAAGGUCUAUGAGUUGUUUCCUUUGAGGGUCUCCAUGCGAGUUUGCAAGAAGUGUUACUAUCCACAAAUCGAGGUGUGGCGCAUUUUUUCUCUAGUUCACUUGGAAAGAUACCAGAUCGCCCUCUCGGUGCUAUACUGGAAACUGCUGCUAAUGGUGGAGUUUCAAGCAAUAAGUGCAUCAUCAGGAAAUUUCAUCAAAGUCUUGAUCUGUUGGCAUGGAAACGGAAAAUAGAAGAAGCACCUGGUUUAAAAGCUCCCAGGAAAGAGAAACGUGUGAAAAGAGAAAAUAGGACCCAGGCACCUGUAGAAGCACCAUAUGUACCUCCAAAGCAAAAAUUGACUGUGAAAUCCACACCAGAAAAAACUAUUGACAUUUUUGAAGGAAUGACAAUCCUUGAGCUUGCUAAGAGAACAGGUGCAAAAAUUGGUGCACUGCAAGAAAUACUUACAAAUGUUGGUGAAAAAGUUGAAUCGGAGUUUGACCCCCUCAGCAUUGACAUUGCUGAGCUGGUUGCAAUGGAAGUAGGGAUUAAUAUUAGAAGGCUGCACUCUGAUGAGGGUGCAGUGCUUCAUUCCAGACCAGCUGUUGUGACAGUCAUGGGCCAUGUAGAUCAUGGUAAAACUUCUCUUUUAGAUGCCUUGCGACAAACAUCAGUUGCAGCCAAGGAGGCUGGUGGAAUUACCCAGCAUUUGGGUGCAUUCGUUGUUGAUAUGCCAUCAGGAGCCUCAAUCACAUUCCUCGACACACCAGGGCAUGCUGCAUUUAGUGCAAUGCGUGCCAGAGGUGCUGCAGUUACAGAUAUUGUUGUUCUCGUGGUGGCAGCAGAUGAUGGUGUGAUGCCACAAACGCUGGAAGCUAUGUCCCAUGCAAAGGCAGCUAAUGUUCCAAUUGUGGUAGCUAUAAACAAGUGUGAUAAGCCAGCAGCUGAUCCAGAGAGGGUGAGAAUUCAACUUGGUUCAGAAGGAUUACUGUUGGAAGAUUUGGGUGGUGAUGUACAGGUGGUUGAAAUAUCUGCUGCAGCAAAAACUGGAUUGGAUAAACUGGAGGAGGCUUUGCUCCUUCAGGCUGAGAUGAUGGACCUGAAGGCCAGAACAGAUGGGCCUGCCCAAGCUUAUGUAGUUGAAGCCAGGCUUGACAGGGGUAGGGGGCCUUUGGCUACUGCAAUAGUGAAGUCCGGGACCUUGGUCUGUGGGCAAUAUAUUGUUGUGGGAGCAGAGUGGGGGAGAAUAAGGGCCAUUAGGGAUAUGGUGGGGAGGGUUACUGAGUCGGCAAGACCUGCAAUGCCAAUUGAGAUUGAAGGACUCAAGGGUCUUCCCAUGGCCGGAGAUGAUGUUGUUGUUGUGGAUUCAGAGGAGAGAGCAAGGAUGCUAAGUAGUGGGAGGAAAAAGAAACUGGAGAAAAAUAGGCUUCAGAAGGUUAGUGAAGAAAGGAUUGACAUACCAGAUUCUUCAGAAGAGGUGCCUCAAAGAGUUGAAUUGCCUAUUAUAGUUAAAGCUGAUGUGCAAGGUACUGUUCAAGCAGUUACGGAUGCAUUGAAGAGUCUAAAUAGUCCACAGGUUUUUGUAAAUAUUGUUCAUCUUGGUGUUGGGCCAAUAUCUCAAUCUGAUGUUGAUUUAGCCCAAGCUUGUGGUGCAUGCAUAGUUGGUUUUAACAUUCGCAACCUGUCAAGUGCUAUUAGUCUGGCAGCAGACAAAGCCAACAUAAAGAUCUGUCAGCAUAGGGUUAUAUACCACCUCCUCGAGGAAAUUGGCAAGCUGAUUGUGGAGACGGCACCAGGGACUUUUGAGACAGAGAUUGCUGGAGAGGCUGAGGUUCUGAGCAUCUUCGAGCUCAAAGGGCGGAGCAAAUCGAAAGGGCCCGAUGUGAAAAUUGCUGGGUGUCGGGUCAUUGAUGGUCGCUUCACCAAGUCCUCGACCAUGAGGUUGUUGAGGAGUGGGGAGGUUGUGUUUGAGGGUUCAUGUGCAUCACUAAAACGGGAGAAACAGGAUGUAGAGACUGUUGGGAAGGGUAAUGAAUGUGGACUUGUAAUUCAGGAUUGUGAUGAUUUCCAGAUUGGAGAUGUCAUCCAGUGCUUGGCGCAGGUGAUCAAGAAGCCCAAGUUUAUAUCAUCAGAGAGUGGAGCUGUCCGUAUUGAGUGCUGAUGAUUGACAGGGACCAUAAGUUUUUUUUUUUUCCAUUUAUAUUAUUUUUCUGAUAAUUUAUACUGCAGGAAGUUAACAUAAGGCAUCUUUUUGUAAUACCCUCAGUGGUUCUAGUCUUGUAAAACUUAAAACGAGAUUAUAAUUUUGAGAUUCUCACUGUGUAUCAUAACAUUUUUGAUAUACAUAAAAUUUUGGAGGAAGAUAUAUCUUUGUUCAAUGGUUGUAACUUACUGUGGCCAAACAGACGAUACGUGCUUUAUGUCAGUCAUCAAUAAAUUAUAUAUAAGUACCUUGAAACUUAGG
This is a messenger RNA of Elaeis guineensis (African oil palm), 3001 nucleotides long. The record is from RefSeq and is a predicted model, not a curated record. NCBI's taxonomy places the organism in Eukaryota, Viridiplantae, Streptophyta, Magnoliopsida, Arecales, Arecaceae.